GACAAAUUGUUCUCUCCCUCUCUUUCUCCUUCUCUCCUGUCGCUCCCUUUCCCUUUCCCUUGCGCUUCGCUCGGAUCCCGAAAACCAUCCAUCCAUUCCAUCAUUCAUUUCUUUUCCCUUGUAACUCACUUCGUUCUUUUCCCCUUUUCUUUCCUCUCUCUUUCCCUCGCUCGAUAUCGAGAGCUUAACUCUCCUCUCCCGAGUCGCUCUCGAUCCAUCGAGCAACCAAACCAGACAUAACGAGAGAGAGAAAAGAGAGAGCAAAAGAAAACGAAAAUAAUCAAAACAAAAACGAUACAUAACAGUAACAAUAAUUUAAAAAAUGGAAGGAAUCACUACGCAGUUACGGAGAGGAAUCUCGCGGCAGUUCUCAACCGGGUCGUUGAGGAAGUCUUUCAGCCGACAAUUCUCACGGCAGUCGUCACUUGAUCCGAGGAGGAAUAAUUUGAGAUUUAGCUUUGGAAGACAAUCUUCACUCGAUCCUAUACGGCGGAGUCCUGUUCACGAUGAACAGUUUACAGUGCCGGACAAUCUUGACUCUACGAUGCAGCUUUUGUUUAUGGCGUGUAGAGGAGAUGUGAGAGGGGUUGAGGAUUUGUUGAAUGAAGGAAUUGAUGUUAAUAGUAUUGAUUUGGAUGGAAGGACUGCUUUGCAUAUUGCUGCUUGUGAAGGACACGUAGAGGUUGUCAAGUUGUUAUUGACUAGAAAGGCUAAUAUUGAUGCUCGUGAUCGCUGGGGGAGUACGGCGUGUGCCGAUGCUAAGUACUACGGCAAUAUAGAUGUGUACAAUAUUUUGAAGGCUCGAGGAGCUAAAGCUCCGAAAACCAGGAAGACGCCAAUGACUGUUGCGAAUCCUCGAGAAGUUCCAGAGUAUGAGCUUAAUCCAUUAGAGUUGCAGGUUCGGAAGGCUGAUGGCAUCUCAAAGGGAACAUAUCAAGUGGCCAAAUGGAAUGGUACCAAGGUUACUGUAAAGAUACUUGAUAAGGACAGCUAUUCAGACCCUGAGAGCAUAAAUGCUUUCAAACAUGAGCUGACCUUAUUAGAGAAGGUAAGGCAUCCCAAUGUUGUUCAGUUUGUAGGCGCCGUUACCCAAAAUAUACCCAUGAUGAUUGUUUCUGAGUAUCAUGCAAAAGGUGACUUAGCAGGCUAUCUUCAGAAGAAAGGGCGUUUUUCUCCAUCCAAAGCUUUGAGAUUCUCUCUUGACAUUGCUAGGGGCAUGAACUAUCUUCAUGAAUGCAAACCAGAUCCAAUCAUACAUUGUGAUUUAAAGCCGAAAAAUAUUUUGCUGGAUAAUGGUGGUCAUUUGAAGGUAGCUGGGUUUGGUUUGAUAAGGUUGUCUAAGAUUUCACCUGACAAAGCUAAAGUAGCACCAGGGACCCCCAUUGAUCCUUCAAAUAUUUAUAUGGCGCCUGAGAUUUAUCAAGGGGAAAUAUUUGAUAGAAGCGUGGAUGCAUAUUCUUUUGGUAUCAUCGUAUAUGAGAUGAUGGAGGGAGUAUUGCCUUUCCAUCCCAAGUCUCCUGAAGAGGCUUUCAGGUUGAUGUGUUUGGAGAAACAAAGACCAGCUUUCAAGACAAAAGCAAGAAGUUAUCCUCCUGAUCUAAAAGAGUUGAUCGAUGAAUGCUGGCAUCCGGAACCUGUUGCUAGGCCAACCUUUUCCGAAAUCAUUGUACGAUUGAACAGAAUAGUUGUCAACUGUUCAAAACACGGAUGGUGGAAGGACACUUUUAAGCUUCCUUGUAAAGUAACUAAGGCCGGAAGGGAUAUUGGACAGCUGAUGUGGCUAGGCGGAGUAAGUAGAAGAUAUUAAGACGUCAGUGAAUGGCGUGACUGGAGCAUUAUAGCACAUCGAAGACAACUUGACAACUCGCCAUUCUUGAAGCUCUUGAAACAUUGCCACGCGACCAUUACGGCCUUUUGAAGCUGUUGCCUGUCAAUCUACCUUGUAUAAUAGUGAACCACUUUGUGAAAAUUGACACAGCUCCCCACUAACCCACCUGAGACUGAAUCCAGCACAGUCUUGCAGACGGACAAGCCACUGGACAAUGGAGGACCGUUUUCGGUUCGCGAAAGCACACACUGGAAGAACAUUACUCGGAGCUCGCCACAAAAAAAUUCAACACUUUAGGCGGUAACAAGAACUUCCAAAUAGAUUUCCAUAACUGUUGAAGUAAAAUGGAAGCAUUAGGGAGUUGGUUGUAAAGCACUUUAUACCCAUUUUUGACUGUAUAGAUUCCUUUAGCAUCCUCCUGCCACAUCCAAGUGUCAUCAAGUAAUGAAGAACAUGUGCAUUUUAUUCAUGAAGAUGUAUUUUUAAGUGUGAUUGAGUUAAAUGGAUUACAAAUAUCCUCCGGCCAGUUCAAUUUA
Messenger RNA from Jatropha curcas, 2364 nucleotides. Its product is annotated as integrin-linked protein kinase 1. Gene Ontology annotation, molecular function: ATP binding; protein binding; protein serine/threonine kinase activity. Lineage: Eukaryota; Viridiplantae; Streptophyta; Magnoliopsida; Malpighiales; Euphorbiaceae. The record is from RefSeq and is a predicted model, not a curated record. Gene Ontology annotation, biological process: protein phosphorylation.